AUGGCGAAGGCACUUUUCAUUUUUAGACAAUUGUUCGCCACCACACUGGGCAAACCGAAGGUCAAGAAAAUUGACGCCUUUAACGGCCUGGCGAAGCACCUCAUUGGGAACACUAAAAAUGAAGCGCUUCGUGAAGUGGAGCUUACCGGCCAGAAUAUGCAGCAGCGUUGGAGAACCUACAUGUGUCGCUUCAAGAAGACGUUGAACGCCAACCACACCGAAACGGGGUUGGACAUUACCCGACGCGAGCUUGCUCGAGGAAUGCCCAUUCCUCAAAAAUUGGAGCAGAUGUGCCCUUACUACAGUAGAAUGAAAGUUCUAAUUGACCUAAAGCCAAACAUUGCGCCCUCCGCUACACUGGAGCUUGCGAACGCCGCGCCUGCGUCCCCUAUUUCAUCCGACGUGAGCACGAUCCAAACAGCAACUGAGAUGUCUUCAGCUACACAUGAUCGCGUGGCUUCAUCCGACGCGAUGUCUACAGGAGAUACUCAGCAGCGACGUUCAGCUGCACGCACCGGAACAGCGCCAGGAGGAUCAGGUAAUAAACGGGAGCGUGUCGCUCCAGCUGAAAAACUUAAGUGCAAGAGCUCCAAAACGGAAGGAAGGAAGCAAAACAAAAGCUCUACGACGGCUUCGGAUACGCGGAUGUCUCUCUCGACAGCUUAUGCGCGUAACGCAGAAGCAAAAGUCGACUAUCUGAACAAAAAGCUCGUCGAGGAGCGCCGCCAGUGA
Phytophthora nicotianae INRA-310 is the source of this 732-nucleotide messenger RNA. RefSeq lists its product as hypothetical. The record is from RefSeq and is a predicted model, not a curated record. The transcript is spliced from 4 exons. Lineage: Eukaryota; Oomycota; Peronosporomycetes; Peronosporales; Peronosporaceae. The coding region runs from base 1 to 732 and encodes 243 amino acids.